Messenger RNA from Astyanax mexicanus (Mexican tetra), 717 nucleotides. RefSeq names its product U7 snRNA-associated Sm-like protein LSm10. Lineage: Eukaryota; Metazoa; Chordata; Actinopteri; Characiformes; Acestrorhamphidae. The coding region runs from base 132 to 494 and encodes 120 amino acids. Gene Ontology annotation, cellular component: cytoplasmic U snRNP body; nuclear body. The record is from RefSeq and is a predicted model, not a curated record. Gene Ontology annotation, molecular function: histone pre-mRNA DCP binding; U7 snRNA binding. Gene Ontology annotation, biological process: mRNA 3'-end processing by stem-loop binding and cleavage. The transcript has 2 exons.
CAGAGGGCGCUGUAACCACGUGUUCAUGACGUCAGAGAGGAAGCAGUAUGGCUGCAGUAAGGCGGUUUUAUAGAGCGGUGCAGGAUUUCACCGAAAUACUCAGGUAAACAGAAGAGAGCAGAGAUAAAAGCAUGGCGUCUCUGUCUCUCCGAGAGCGCACCAUCGCUGAGAACAGCCUGGUGGUGCUGCUGCAGGGUCUCCACGGCCAGGUGACCACGGUGGACCUGCGGGACGAGAGCACGGCCCGCGGGAGAGUCGUCAACGUGGACGCCUUCAUGAACAUCCGGCUGGAGAAGGUCCUGUACAGGGACAGGAAGGGGCGGGUCUCGGAGAUGGCCGACCUGUUCAUCACCGGGAGAAACGUCCGAUACGUCCACAUCCCUGAUCACAUGGACAUCGGGGACACCAUCCAGACCCAGCUGGACAAAAUACACCGCGUCCGGACCUUCGCCGACAAAGGAGGGAGGAAGGAGUUCAUCAGGAAGAAGAAAUGAAUAAAAUCAAUUAGCUGGACUUUUAUUUAGAGACUCUUUAUUAAUGGAUUUAAACCUUAGAGCUCUUCUUUCAUUGAAUCAAACUGACUUGUUCAUCGUUCUACUCAACACUUUGAAUCAAUUUGAUUCAGAUUCACUAAGGAAAUUUGUGUUUGGGUAGAUUUUUUAUUAAGUUCUUUGUUGUAUCGAUGCUUUUCGGCAAUAAAUCUUUUACAGUUGAAAA